UUCCAAACAGCAAGAAAAACACGAAUCCCAGACGGCGGCAUCAACAUGGUGGACAUUAACCUGGAGUGUGUGCACUUUAUAGAGCCGAAGACCACCCGAUCUACUGAGCAGCAGCAACAGAAUGUGAAAAACGCCUAUCUCGAGGCAGUGCGCAUUUUGUUGGUUUUGCUGGAGAACGUUCUCUCCCAGCCGAACAACACAAAGUUCCGGACAAUACGGCUGGAUAACAAGGCCAUCAAAGAGAAGCUGCUCUCCCUACCGGGCUGCGAGAAGCUGCUCUAUGCCAUCGGCUUCAGACACACCCCCAGCUCCAACUCGUAUACUCUGCCCGGUGAGGUCUCCUUGCAGCAGAUUCAGAAGUACUACGAUGUUCUGAGGGAGCGCCGCACUGCUUGGCUUAGUGGAGCUAUGCCAAAAAGUCCAGCUCAUCCCAAAGCCGCCUGCAGCACUCCUUCGCCAUUGUUCAUAAAGACAUCGGUGCCCUAUCGCCAGCGCAUAACCUUUCCGCGAGUGCUGAGGACGUCCAAUCGAUUUUUGCAGUCGCUGGAGCUCUAUUCCGAUGCCGUCAUGCAGUAUGAGGACGAGCUUCUGUUGGCUACUGGCCGGAGCUUAAUUCCCGUUGACGACCUUACCUCCAAGGCGAGCGAAAAGAUGAUGGCCAUGCAGGACCUUAUCGCCUCUGGGGAGUGCAGCGAGAAAAAGCCUUGCAUUCGCGAUCUCUUGCUGGUUGAGCUGACGAAUUGGUUCAACACGCAGUUCUUCGAGUGGGUCAAUAACAUCCAGUGCCAGGUGUGUGGCAGCGAGGAGAGCAAGCUGCGCCGCACGCAGACGGAAGGAGAUGUCCGAGUCGAAGUCAACGUCUGCUGUGGCCAGGAAAGCAAGUUCUAUCGUUACAACGACAUCUCCCAGCUCCUAGUGUCGCGGAAGGGCCGAUGCGGCGAGUUCGCCAAUUGCUUUACAUUCCUGUGCCGUUGCCUGGACUACGAUGCGCGCCUGGUGCAUUCCCAUUUCGAUCAUGUGUGGACUGAGGUGUUCUCGGAGACGCAAAUGCGCUGGCUACACGUGGACCCCUCGGAUAACGUAGUGGACUCGCCGCUCAUGUAUCAGCACGGCUGGAAGCGUGGGAUUGACUAUGUGUUUGCCUAUUCCCGUGACGAUGCUCAGGAUGUGACCUGGCGCUAUACGAACAAUCACCAAGAGAUUCUGAAGCUGCGCAAGCUAUGUGAUGAAAAGGAGCUGAUUCAGACGCUCAACGCCAUUCGAGAAAAGCGGCAGCAGAGCUGCAGCGCAGAACGGAAAAAGUUCCUCAGUCAGCGAAACAUGUUUGAGGUCAUUGGUUUGACCCUUGAACGCAAACCGACCGAGAACGAGCUUAAAGGUCGGAGCUCAGGAAGCUUGUCGUGGCGGCAAUCGCGUGGCGAGCACACAUUCACCAACAUUUUUGUGUUUUCUCCCAACGAAGCUGAGCUGAAGAAAUGCCAGCUCAAUUUGCGCUACAGCUGUGCCACAGACACAUACGAACGCUACACCAAAGAUGACGGACAGAUCACUUUGCUGAAUACCUAUAAAACAUGGCAAAGUGCUCAAUUUUCCUCGAAGAAUAUUUAUCGAAAAGUAGAGCGCGAUUGGAAAAUGGCAUAUUUGGCGCGCUUGGAGGACACAGAUUGUGCGGAGAUCAUUUGGAAAUUUGAUCUCACCAAGACCAAUCUUAAGGUCAAGUCCUACAAACUAGUAUUCGAAACGAAAACAUUUGGUGAAGGAAAAAUCGACGUGUCCGUUCAAACCAACGAUGGAAAGACUUUCAUUGAGAACUCUAGUGAAUUUCAGGUCGUGGCCAAGCUGAUGGGCGGAAAGGGCGAUGUGGCGUGGCAGCACACGCAACUUUUUAGACAGAGUCUAAAUUCAAGGGAAUAUCCCUUCGAUCUUCAGGUAGAACUCCACUAGAGCCACCCAACGAAAUUCCAGUAUAAUUGUAAAUAUGAAUAUAUAUAUGUAUGCCAGCCUGGAUACAAAUAUUGACUAUAAUAACCUAUAACAUAUGUGUAUGUAUGUAUGUAUGUACGUCUGUAUGGACAAGGUACCAAGUGCCGCGUCGUUUAUAAUUAAAAUUAAAGUGAAUGCCACAGCGAACAUCAAGCAAAUUA
Messenger RNA from Drosophila persimilis, 2144 nucleotides. RefSeq names its product peptide-N(4)-(N-acetyl-beta-glucosaminyl)asparagine amidase (gene Pngl). Gene Ontology annotation, biological process: glycoprotein catabolic process; protein deglycosylation; protein quality control for misfolded or incompletely synthesized proteins. Gene Ontology annotation, molecular function: peptide-N4-(N-acetyl-beta-glucosaminyl)asparagine amidase activity. The record is from RefSeq and is a predicted model, not a curated record. Gene Ontology annotation, cellular component: cytoplasm; cytosol; nucleus. NCBI's taxonomy places the organism in Eukaryota, Metazoa, Arthropoda, Insecta, Diptera, Drosophilidae. The transcript is spliced from 6 exons. The coding region runs from base 46 to 1944 and encodes 632 amino acids.